UGGUCGUUGAAUCCAUUUGGUGGAGGCUCCCGCAGCUCCGCUGAGGUGCAUACGCUAACCCAAGUUGUAACUGGCGUUCCACGUGACAGGGGAAUGCGCUUGGCUGUGACAGUGUCUGGCAUUCCGAUGCCUCUUCGCUGUUUCCUUGAUUUGCAUAUCAUUCUGCCUCCAGUUCACAGCUGCUUCCGUUUCAUGUCCUCAACCUCACACUGAUUGUCGCGCAUUCUCACAUCUUUGUUUGCUUUUCACCCGCCAAGCAUCCUGCUCCUGUACCCCAACAUUUGCAUCUCCUGCAUCCGACACGUUCGUCCCGUCCCGUCUCCAUCGGUUCCUGACCUGACUCCGCUACCCCGCCAAUUACGUCACGCGCAAUGGCGUCCUCGACCGCACAGUCUGGACCAACACGGGCACCUUUUGAGCCACCGGUACCAACACCACAAACAGAACUGAAACAACCGCCAAAGCGACCCAAAUGGUGUCUCACCGAACACCUCCUGACAACGUACGGCUACGAAUUCCAGGCCGCCACGCAGCAUCCGUUUCUCGUGGCAGCUGCCAAGGGUGAGCUCCCCAAGGACGUCCUGAGUCGCUGGCUCGCCAACGACAGGUUAUAUAUCCACAGUUAUAUCCGCGCCGCCGGAAAGCUUCUUUCCACCAUCGACUUGCCCCAGAAGAUCCCGGCGCCCAGGCAAGAUGGAUCCGAGCCCGAACCCGAACAGUGGGAAACACAGCUGGUUGACUGGCUGAUCGAAGCCCUUGGUGCCGUCCGCAGGGAAGAGCGAAUGUUCAUCGAAGUGGCUGAGCGUUACGGCUUGACAAUUGAUCUCACUAGCCCCGCCGCAACAGCGAAUAGCGUCAGUACCAGCACCAGUACCAGUGUCGAACACCAUCUCCACGCCCCUGCCGCCAACGUUCUCACCAUUCCCGAUGACCAAAAGCUCCCGGGCUUGCUCCAGAUUUGCGAGCUCUUCUCCACCAUCAUACCUGGCCCCAUCCCCAUAGCACCCGCGCGCGGCCUCGUCGUUGCCGUAUCCGCCGACAAAUCAUCUCCCGACAACCCGCCCUCUACCCCCGAUCCCGACCAGACCGCGAAAGCCAGCGAGACCGAGAAGGACAAAGAACCGCAACCUGACAAUAAAGACGAGCCAGAGGAGCCACCAGUUCACCCUCCUCCCGCUUUGCCAUGGCUCGAAGGCGCUCUCACCUUCUAUGGCACCGAGCUCGCCUACCUAGCCGCCUGGUCCUAUGCUAAAUCUCUACAAAACAAAUACUCUGCGGACGCCACCUCCCGCUCCGCUGGCACCCAAGGCCAAGGGUCCUCGUCCUCAAACACCGCCCCAGGUGCCCUGGACAAAUAUACAACGCCUCCGCACACCUUCACAACCACAACUCCAGCCACUUCCCCCGCCCCAACCCGCGAAGCGCUUUCCGCAUUCUCCUCGCCACACGUCAGCAUCCAGCCGUUCCAACCCCCUCCUCCCCCGAACAGCGCUUCCGGCGAUAGAUCUGCACCAGGGAAGCAGGAUGCGGAUGGCGGCGCGCUGAGAAACGAGUUCAUCCCCAACUGGAGCAGCGUUGAAUUUGCACUUUUUGUCAACCGGCUGGGACGAAUCAUCGAUGGUGCCGUGUCCGAGUUACUCGAAGCUGCGGGUGGGGAAGGCCCGGUGGCGAAUGCGGCUAAGGGGGCUAUCCUGAGGAGAGUGGAGGGCAGAUGGAAGAGCUUGAUGGUUGCUGAGGCGUCGUUUUGGCCCGAGGUUUAGGGGGUCGUGGGCACUUUUAGGUCUCUUAAAUGGGUGUGCUAUUAAUUGCAUUGAUGUGCCACUGAGGAGAUGAAUGACAAACUUGGAUGAUCUUUGGGUUGGAGAUAUCAAGAUUACAUGCUAUUAUGGACUGGAUCGUAGCAUGACCGAAGGUUACUAGACUUUUUGGAUACACCUUGGAUAGAUCAAAGUACGUUAUGAAGCAGAAAUAUACAGCAUAUUCUAGCC
Messenger RNA from Neurospora tetraspora, 1988 nucleotides. RefSeq lists its product as uncharacterized. The transcript has 2 exons. Bases 372 to 1760 code for a protein of 462 amino acids. NCBI's taxonomy places the organism in Eukaryota, Fungi, Ascomycota, Sordariomycetes, Sordariales, Sordariaceae. The record is from RefSeq and is a predicted model, not a curated record.